UUCACAGCAACAACAACAACAGCUUCUCCGGAAACCUGCUCGCAUUUAAAGCUGCCCAUUUUUGGAGCGCUUCCAUUUGGGUCUAAGCGCACUUUGACACUCGGGCUCGGGGAGGCGGAUCUGCUGCUGUCCAGUGCUGAAGUUGCAUUUCGCCUGUGCAGAACGGAUCGUGCACAGCUGAAGCAACGGAGCUUCCUCGUCUUUCCUCCCACUCAGGUGUUUGACUUUCAGCCCUGCAGGACCAACUCUUCUAUUGUGCGGUGGAUAAAGAGAGGAUAACGUGCUGGAAGAGGAUUUCAGCUCUGCGCUCUAAACAUGCCAAGGUCUUUUUUGGUGAAAAAGGUGAAGCUAGAUGAUUUCUCAUCCACGGAACUUGAGAGCGCGUACGGCAGAUCCAGGACCGAUCUUAGCUUUCGGAUACACGACAAAGGUUACAUCAGUGACUACAUCACCCCGGCCGUUUAUGAUGGAGAAAGUGACGGUGGCACUAAAGUACCUUCUCCAGGACCGAUUUAUGACAGCAACCACAGUGACUACGGAGCACCUGACUCGGACCAGCCGGACAGCCCGCAGUCAGAGAUCACGUCCGGGUACAUCAACGGCGACAAUGCGGUGAGCGAAGGUUACGCCGUGGACGCUUUCUUCAUCACGGAUGGCAGGUCCCGUCGGAAAGUGAUCAGCAGCUCACGGACCCUCCAGAGGCACACGUGCAACGAAUGUGGCAAAACCUACGCAACGUCUUCCAACCUGAGCAGGCACAAACAGACGCACCGGAGCCUGGACAGCAAGAUGGCCAAAAAGUGCCCGACAUGUGGGAAAGUGUACGUGUCCAUGCCAGCCAUGGCCAUGCACCUGCUUACCCAUGACCUCAAGCACAAGUGUGACAUAUGUGGGAAAGCGUUCAGCAGACCUUGGCUACUGCAGGGCCACAUGCGCUCUCACACGGGCGAGAAGCCCUUUGGAUGUGCACACUGUGGAAAAGCGUUCGCCGACCGCUCCAACCUGCGGGCGCACAUGCAGACCCACUCCGCGUUUAAGCAUUACAAAUGCAAGCGAUGCAACAAAACUUUCGCACUCAAGUCCUAUCUGAACAAGCACUACGAGUCGGCAUGCUUUAAAGGCGCGUUCUCGCCGCUUGCGUCCGUCGAGGCGUGACUUCCGGUCUGUAAACGCACACUCCCCCCGUCCCGUCACGUGUUAGGAUGAUUACGCUAUCUUACCCAGUUAUGUCUCACAAUCAAAAUGAAACCGAAUAAUAGCACAAUUUUGUCAAUUUUUUUUUUCUUUUGCAAAGUUGACCUUAAAGGAAUAUGGAACCUUCGCAUGCUUUUCAGCAACCAUGUCCUUAAAUGACAUUCAGACAGUUCACCUCGACGCUGCGCAACACUUGACUAUGACUGGCGUCGAAUGAAGGUUUGAGUGACACCAUGUUCCUCAUUAAAAUAAAACUCUUUUGUAUUGUCAGUGGAUAUUAUCACACUGCUGCAAGUGGCCCAAACGUAUUCACAAUCGAGGUAAACCGGUAUUUAUUUAUUUAAUUUUUUUAAAUAUUUAUUAUUUGUUUGUUUUAAUUACUUCAUCUAGGAUGUAUGAUUCUCUAUGAUGCACUGAAAGUGUGAUUUAUUUUAUUUAUUUUUUUA
Messenger RNA from Rhinichthys klamathensis goyatoka, 1640 nucleotides. It is a transcript of the gene scrt1b, whose product is annotated as scratch family zinc finger 1b. Gene Ontology annotation, molecular function: RNA polymerase II cis-regulatory region sequence-specific DNA binding; DNA-binding transcription factor activity, RNA polymerase II-specific. The record is from RefSeq and is a predicted model, not a curated record. Gene Ontology annotation, biological process: regulation of DNA-templated transcription. Bases 316 to 1155 code for a protein of 279 amino acids. NCBI's taxonomy places the organism in Eukaryota, Metazoa, Chordata, Actinopteri, Cypriniformes, Leuciscidae. The transcript has 2 exons.